Messenger RNA from Impatiens glandulifera, 1297 nucleotides. Its product is annotated as protein JINGUBANG-like. Gene Ontology annotation, molecular function: protein binding. Lineage: Eukaryota; Viridiplantae; Streptophyta; Magnoliopsida; Ericales; Balsaminaceae. The transcript has a single exon. The record is from RefSeq and is a predicted model, not a curated record. Bases 26 to 1270 code for a protein of 414 amino acids.
CUCACAAUCUCUCUCCUCCUCCGACAUGGAUGUCCAACUCUGGCUCUCCACAUAUCCCACAUCAACCUUCGUCGUCGACGCCGGCGAAGAUUAUCAAUCCAUAAACUCCGACCACCACCACCGCCUCCACAGCAAUCCUUCUCUACAAACCCUCCCUUCAAUCCCAUCUCUCCAAAGCCCCAUCUCUCUCGAAUCACACCCCUUAAUCCUCCUCUCCGCCACCUCUCUCCACCUCAUAACACCUCUCCCGGCAGACAUCGGCGCCUUCGCCGUCCAUCACAACCUCCUCUACGCCGCCUCCGGCCACCAAGUCAACGUCUACGACGUAAACAUAAACUUUAACCUCAUCGACACAUUCAACAACACAACCCACGAUUAUUCCUCCUCCGGUUCCGUCAAAUCCAUCACCUUUCUCAAAAACACAGUCUUUACAGCUCACCAAGACGGAAAAAUCCGUUCUUGGAAAUUGACCAAUGAGAAUAAGCAUAAACUCAUAGCUGAACUUCCCACUGUAAAAGAUCGUAUUUUCCGCUCAAUCUUCCCCAGCAAUUACAAGAAAAUCAGACGGCAUAAGAAGAGACUCUGGAUUGAACAUUACGAUGCAGUUUCGGGUCUCUGUUUUUCUAACCAAGGGUAUUUAAUCUCUGUUUCUUGGGAUAGAAGCUUGAAAAUAUGGAGGGAAACCGAUUACCGAUGUAUCCAGUCGAUUAGUAAGGCACACGAGGAUGCGAUUAACGCCGUGAUUGUUUCGUCGGACGGAGUUAUUUACACGGCGUCGGCCGACCGUCUGAUCAAGGUCUGGGGUUUAGGAAAAGAUGAUAAGAGAAGCUAUUCUUUGAUGGGUACUUUGGAGAAACAUAGGUCGGCGGUGAAUGCGUUGGCGUUGAGCGGCGACGAGUCGGUUCUGUUUUCCGGCGCUUGUGACCGUUCGAUAUUGGUUUGGGAGAAGGACGGAGGCGGCGGCGGCAGUUAUAUGAGGGUUAAUGGGGCUUUGAGGGGGCAUAUGGGUGCGGUUUUGUGUUUGAUUAGUGUACGUGAUGUUCUUAUUAGUGGUUCGGAGGAUCGGACGGUGAGGGUGUGGCGGCGGGGGUUUGAUGAUGGUAAAUAUUGUUGUCUGAGUGUUUUGGAUGGACAUGAAAAGGCGGUGAGAUCGGUGGCGGCGACGACGGCGGAGGAGGGUUGUGAUGAGGGCGGUGGGUUGAAGGUGAUUAGUGGGAGCUCUGGUGGAGUGAUAAAAGCAUGGCAGAUUGUUUUCUCCACUUGUCAUUAAACUUUUAUUUAUGUCUGCUAAUCUAAC